GCGAGUUCGACCGUGUUUUGUGACAGUGGCAGAGUGACCGUCACGCUGUGUGUUGUACGCGCGAUACGAGAGACCUCGACGUCGAUUUUCCGGAACAAGAGCCGCUUCAUCCCGGAUCCUUCGAGAGCUAAAGGAUUCUUUUUUCUGCCAAGCGAUCGCGAUCCACGUGAACGACAACAACAUGGUUGAGAACGGCAUGACCCUGGAUCGAAAGAAAUCGGAGAAUAAGAGACCCGAGGUUUUCAACGUCGAGGUCCCACCUCCAAAAGGUUUGAUGGGAAAACGUCACAUAGUGACAUUCAUGAUAUUCCUUGGUAUGGCAAAUGCCUACAUAAUGAGAACCAACAUGUCCGUGGCUAUCGUCGCGAUGGUCAAUCAUACAGCCAACCAGGAUAGUAGCGAGAAAGUAAAGGAAGCCAUAAAUGAGUGCGGAAAUCUCAUCACUAAUGAAACCAAAGCUAGCCAACUAAACGCCGAUGGACCCUUUUUGUGGAAUAAUAAAGAGCAAGGCUAUCUCUUGAGCUCAUUCUUCUGGGGCUAUGUUAUUACGCAGAUACCAUUCGGUAUACUUGCCAAGCGUUAUGGCGCCAAAUACUUCCUUGGGGUUGGCAUGCUGAUCAAUUCGGUUUUCGGGUUGCUGGUCCCCGCGUCCGCACACUGGGGAUAUUGGUGGUUGAUGACCAUUCGCUUUAUCCAAGGUUUAGGAGAGGGUCCUAUUGUGCCUUGCACGCACGCACUGCUGGCGAAGUGGAUACCGCCUAACGAACGGAGCAGGAUGGGUGCCUUCGUCUAUGCUGGUGCACAGUUUGGUACAGUAAUUUCCAUGCCGUUGAGUGGUCUAUUGGCUGACUGGCAAUUAGUAGGCGGUUGGCCAUCAAUUUUCUAUGUAUUCGGUGCUAUCGGUACCAUCUGGUGCAUUGCGUUUCUUUUAUGGGUCUAUGAGGAUCCUGAGAAACAUCCAUCCAUCUCGGAAGACGAAAAGAAAUAUAUACUCAGUUCUCUUUGGGGUAGCGCCGGCAUAUCUUCUUCGCCUGCCGUGCCAUGGAAGUCCAUUGCAACUUCACUUCCAUUCUGGGCUAUUUUGAUGGCACACAUGGGUCAAAAUUACGGAUAUGAAACGCUGAUGACCCAACUGCCGACGUUUAUGAAGCAGAUUCUUCAUUUCAGCAUUAAAAGUAAUGGUGCUUUUUCUGCACUUCCAUACCUCGCUAUGUGGCUCUUCUCUAUGUUUAUUUCACAUGUCGCCGAUUGGAUGAUCUCCUCAGGAAAAUCCUCUCAUACAGUGACGCGUAAGAUCAUCAAUAGUAUCGGUCAAUAUGCGCCGGCCGUGGCACUGAUUGCUGCCUCAUACACCGGCUGCAAUCCCUCGAUGACCAUAGCCAUCAUCACAAUAGGAGUCGGUCUGAAUGGCGCUAUUUAUUCCGGCUUUAAAGUUAAUCAUCUCGAUAUCUCCCCAAGAUUUGCCGGACUUUUAAUGUCCUUUACUAAUUGUAUUGCUAAUCUCGCUGGGCUUCUCGCGCCAAUCACUGUUGGAGAAAUCAUCGAUGAUUCGCCAACGCAAGCAAAAUGGAGGAUUGUAUUCAUGAUUUGUGCUGGUAUUUACAUAAUAUGCGCAACAUUCUAUGUAGUUUUCGGUUCUGGACAGAGGCAAGCAUGGGAUAAUCCAGAUAAAGAUGAAAGAAGUGAAAAAAGGCAGCUAGAUGGGGUGCAAGUCGUUGAAACUCAACAUUGACAAGUAAAUAUUUUAUCGAUAAGAUACUGUGGAUAUGAAAGAAAAUCACUAUUGAUGUGUCCAUCUGGCCGUUUUUGCCUGCGUACAUUCAUUCCCUCCCUAAUAUUUAACAAUUCAAAACGAUUGUACAUUAAGAUAAAAUAUUUAAGUUAAUUUCAAAAUUAUUCUUUCUUUUUUACUAUAAAAAGAUAUAAAAUUUUUCACAAUAGGGAUUAUCACAAUCAUAUUGUAGAUUUUCAUACUUUUGUACGCGAUUGCAAAAGUUAUAUAUCAAUUGUUGUAGUGUUGUAGAAUGUAUGUUUCAUGUGAAGGACGAUUUAUAUGCGUGUGAGAAUGAGAGAAAGAGAGAGAGAGAGAGAUAUAUAUUAUAUAUAUAUAUACUCACAACUAAGCUAUUAUAAGCUUAAUUCAUUUGUCAUUUAAUACAUUUUAUGAUUUAUUAUUUUUUACAUAAUUUCGGGGAUUAUGUAGAAAAAGUCGCACUUUAAGGUUUGGCAUAUUAAAGGAAGAACAGUAGAAAAAAAAUAAUUCUUAAAAAAAUAAGAAAGAAAGUGGAAACUAUUGCUUGUAGAUACGCGAACUUUCAUAUACUUACCUGAAAGGAAAUAUCAUGACAAGAGCAUCAACACAGAUAUGUUGCAAAAAUUCAUAAGAAAUUAUUUCUUUAAAUUAAUUUACUAUGAAAUUAUAUACAUGGAUGUUUAAGUCGAAUUCAAUAUUGCUUUAAUUAUGUAAGUGAAAGCGAAAGAAACAUUAAGCUCUGACAGCAUGACAUCAAAUUUGUUUGCAAUAUAUUUAGUAAUACUUUAGUAAUACUUUAGUAAUACUGUAAUAUUAUGAUAGAACACUGAAAUUCACAUUUCAUAUUUUAAAACACAAAUUUUGAUUUGCAUAGUAAACAUUUUGUUAAUUUAUCAGACAUCUCUUUGUUAGCUUCACGUUUCAAACAAAAUUUAUCAAUCUUCGUCUUCCAUUCUGUAAUAAUAACGCACACUUUAAUAUUAUAAAGCGCAUUGAAAUUUGCAUAUGAAAUAAAUUUAAAUAAAUUUAUUACAAAUCAUGCAAAAGAAAAAUCUAUCGUAGUAUUUCUCUUUUGUUACGCUUAUCUUCAAGUUAAAUAGUUUGUAAUCUGACAAACUUGUGGUAGCAGUAUUAGAGCGAAGAUCCCCCUUUAUUGUUCAUCCGUUUUUGUUACAUCAUUACUUUUUAUUACAAUUACAGCCAUUUUGUAUUGUGCGUGUGGCCUGAAUGAAAAAAGUAUGAAAGGAAAGUUCCCAUCUUCGUCUGGGAGAUUCUCGAAUCUAGUUGCGCUGCGAUCAGCACAGUAUGUCUAUAAUAUAAUAAUGGUUAUACAUAUUGUAGAUAUUUGCGCAUUGUGCGCAUAAGUCUUAUAUAUAUAUGCAUAAGAUAUAAAUAUUAGAUGAGUUAUAAUAUAGUGUAGAUAUUUAUAUAGCGUUUAUGAAAGACGGAAAAAAGAUCAUUAAUCAUUUCUCGAUUAUCAAGAAAUAGAUGUUAAACAAAAUGAUUCUGCUUGUACAGUGGAAUGCAUUUUUUUGUGUAUAAUCGAUAAGUCUCUCUUUUUUCUAUAAUCAACUUUGACGAUGAUUGUAAAUUUCGUCUUGUACAAUUUUGGAUAUAUCGAAGAUAUAUUUGUUGUAAUUGGCAUUAUUGUUGAUGACUUGUCGAUGAAAUACGUAAUCGCGCAAAACGAAUUCCUUUAAGCUUAACAAACUUUGUUCUAUAUUCUAUAAGUUUUUAAGUUUUGUGAGAAAAAGAAUAAGAAAAAUGCUCUUACACAUUAUAUUCGAAAUUCUGAAAUUGAUUUACCUCAAAAUUAAAAACAUUAAAGCAUAUUUAUGUUAGAAACAUUUAUCUUGCGACGUUAUUUUAUAUAAACUUUACGUAAAAGCGUUGGAAAUAAAUUUAAAUAGCAAUGCAUGUUAGUUGCAAAUAGAGGGAAUAGUAAUCUAAUGUAAGUAGCCUCUGUGAUUGUUAUAUUUAAAAAGUGCCUUCAACAAUUGCGUUUUCUUUUUCAUGCAUAAUGUAUUAUUAAUUAAGAGACUUUUCGGACAGAAAAUAUAUCAAAAUACUUGUGAAAAUUAUUCAAAUAUGUUAUGCGUAUGAAAAUCUUUAUGUAAGAGCUUGAACAAUUGUAAAUUACUUUAUUAUAUUUUCGACAUGGCGAUAAAUAAUUCAUUAUAAUUGUAAAUCAAUUCGAAGAAAUAGAUACAUCAGAAGAUGCAUACAAUGAUAAAAAGUUACCUAACAUAAUAAAAUCAUUCAAUACACAAAAUUUUGCAAAUCUAUAUUUUUAUACAAAUAUUUAUACAUAAUGUACAUAAUAUGCGAUCUUCUAGCGAUGUUACAACAUUAAAAAUAUUUUUAUUGUUGGGAUUGUAAGAAAAUAUAUAUAUAUAUGUGAUAAUAGAACUGCAAGAGUAAAUAAAGUAACGUCUAAGAUACAGCCGUAAUAAACUGCUGUUUUGGCUAUUUAUAUAUUA
This is a messenger RNA of Camponotus floridanus (Florida carpenter ant), 4233 nucleotides long. RefSeq names its product putative inorganic phosphate cotransporter (gene Picot). Gene Ontology annotation, biological process: transmembrane transport; monoatomic anion transport. The transcript has 8 exons. Gene Ontology annotation, molecular function: transmembrane transporter activity. The coding region runs from base 182 to 1732 and encodes 516 amino acids. The record is from RefSeq and is a predicted model, not a curated record. NCBI's taxonomy places the organism in Eukaryota, Metazoa, Arthropoda, Insecta, Hymenoptera, Formicidae.